AUGGCGAACCAGUCCCAGUGCCUGGAGGACGCGCCCGGCCGCUGGCCCCCCGGGGAGCCGAGCUCGCCCGAGCUCUACAGCGAGGCGCAGCGGCUGGCGCUGGAGGAGCUUGUGGCGGGCGGCCGGGCCGCUUUCCGCGCUUUCCUGCGCCGGGAGAAGGUGCCCGGCUUCCUCUCGGAGCCCGAGAUCCAGGCCAUCCUCCAGGCGGCUGCGCCGCCGGCCGGGGCCGAGGACGGGGCGGCCGAGCCCUCGCUCAGCGCCUCGCUGGACUGCUCCUCGCUCACCUACUUCCCCGAGCAGUCGGACGUGGAGCCGCCCGUGCUGGAGCUGGGCUGGCCGGCCUUCUCCAGCGGCUCGUACCGCGGCCUCACCCGCGUGGAGGCGCUUUUCCAGCCCAGCUUCGGGGAGACCAUCUACAGCUGCAAGGAGGCGGUGCGCAGGCAGAUCCGCUCGGCCAGGGAGGUGAUCGCUCUGGUUAUGGAUUCCUUCACAGAUAUUGAUAUCUUCAGUGAUCUUCAGGAAGCCUAUAGAAAGCGGAAGAUUCCAGUCUACAUCCUUCUGGACCAAGAUUUUCUACCCCACUUCAUGGAAAUGUGCAGGAGUCUGGGAGUCUGCCCUGAGCAGGAAGGUCUGAUGAGAGUUCGAACUAUAACUGGGAACACUUACUACACAAGGUCAGGAGCUAAAAUUGUUGGGAAAGUCCAUGAGAAGUUCAUGUUAAUUGAUGGCAUUAGAGUGACGACAGGCUCCUACAGCUUCACGUGGACUGAUGGGAAAUUAAAUAGCAGUAACUUGUUGCUGCUGUCAGGCCAAGUGGCUGAACACUUUGACCUGGAGUUCAGGAUCCUUUAUGCACAGUCAAAACCGAUCAGCCCUAAGCUGCCAUCCAGCUGCCGGAGCAGUGGAAUAUUUGAUCACCUGGUCAAUGGAACAAAAUCACCUAAAGACUACACUGUGGGAAACCUCUUGAGAGCAGAGUUGGCCAGACUGUCAAGCACCCCCAAGAAACCACUGAAAAUAACAGAUUUGGCUAACAACACUGAAGGAAGCAAAUCCUAUAACCUAGGUCCUUCCUACAUCGGCACAGAGGAGUGGUUUGGAAGUCAGGAGGCCAUAGUGGAACCAAAGGAGGUGAACAGCAUGUCUACUCAAACUGAACCAUGGGAAGAGAAGCCCACAGUGACUCUCUCUAAUGCUGUCACGCAAACCAGUGUUGUAAUGGUAGCAUCUGGAACCCAAACCUCUGUUGCUGCUAGAAUGGCUGGCACUCAAACAGUUGUGCCACGGAAGACCGCUAUGACCCAGACAGACAAGAAGGAGAGUGUGGAAGAGCAUCUACUGCUGAGACAACAAUCGAAAGAAGGAUCUCCUUCAUCUGGAAAGUCCACAUCAACUUCUUCUAGUCUACGGUCACUUUCUUCAUCAUCUUCCCAGUGCUCUCUGGCAAGCUCUACCAGCUCGCUGUCCUCUCUGAGGUCCAUUGAGUACUCUGGCAACCACAGGGCAGAGUACUUCCAAAAACUGCAUAAAGAGAGGCAGGUCCACUACUCUGUUAUCAGGUCCAAACUUAACCAUAUGGUUGCUAUCCUCUCCCGAAGGGGACGCGUGCCUGAAAACUGUACAAGCUGCCACGUUGUAAGCUGCAAUGUAAAACAGAGGCGUGAGAUCAGCACCAGCCUACUCAGCCUCCGAGACAUUUCAGUGUUCAAAUAA
Messenger RNA from Emys orbicularis (European pond turtle), 1713 nucleotides. RefSeq names its product protein FAM83D-like. The record is from RefSeq and is a predicted model, not a curated record. The transcript has 4 exons. NCBI's taxonomy places the organism in Eukaryota, Metazoa, Chordata, Testudines, Emydidae. The coding region runs from base 1 to 1713 and encodes 570 amino acids. Gene Ontology annotation, biological process: signal transduction; regulation of TOR signaling; positive regulation of cell cycle G1/S phase transition. Gene Ontology annotation, cellular component: mitotic spindle pole; cytosol. Gene Ontology annotation, molecular function: protein kinase binding.